Molecule: messenger RNA, 3192 nt
Organism: Amoebophrya sp. A25
Lineage: Eukaryota; Dinophyceae; Syndiniales; Amoebophryaceae
Source: the annotation of a GenBank genome assembly
CGAGUAUUCAAAGCGUAGUAGUCAAAUCGUGUUGAUCUUGAUGUGUGUUCCGAAAAUUGCGAAACGAGCCUGCGUGUUGAGGCACGAAGCGGAGUGCUCCGUCGACGCAAAAAAGUAGUUUAUUGGGUUGCUAUCCCCAAACAUGAGAUGGAAAGCUGCAAGAUGGAUGGUUCAAGAUAUCAAACAAAGCCUCUUACCACGGCACCGAAAAUCAGCGACAUAGAUACCCCAAUGCCCCACUUUGAACCCCUUUGCGGCUUGACCGUAAACAGAAAUCGCCCGAUGGAGGUAAAAAAGCUUCGUCGAGUACAGCAAAAAAGAAUAGCACGAUUGACGGACUCAUCAUUCUUGUUGCACAGGAAGGCCCCUCAAGAAAGUUCGCUAGAGGUGCUGGCUUGACUUCUACAAAAGCCCAAGUACAUGUGAUUCAGCGGUAUCGGCAAAAGCACUCUAGAGGCCGCCGAGUUUUCCGGUGUCGCAUUUUUGGAGCAAUCUCGGGCCGUCGCUGCGACUCGCUGGUCAAGCAACGCGAGAUUUGGCGUGUGCGUGCAAUCAGGUGAUUGUAGCGCAAAAUAGCACGAGCAUUACUCACGAGCGAGAAUUAUAACACGAGCAAGGAAACCUAGGCGCAUACUAAUUUGCGAGUGAGGACAAGAUUGCAUUCGAUGGUCCAUUGGAAACACGGAAGUAGAACUCAUUCGUCAUUGUUGCAGCGCGUUCGUCCAGCACCCCGGAAGCAAUGGGCCAGACGGUGAGCAGUCGCGAGCGUCCUCUUGUUGACGGAGACGCAGACGAAGACACUGGACGGAUACGGGAAGUCAGGUCGAUGACACUGGGUGAUCUUUCGCAGGACAAUGCGAGAGGAGGAACGCCUGAGGAUCCCGGCAUUCUAAAGCGCAACUUUCCCUACCUGCGCUGGGCUUCUGUGCAAGGGUGCUGCAUUGUAUUUUAUGGAAUGUGAAAAUCAAAAUCUAUCCAUCGCUCAGUUCUUAGAGGGGUCCGGUCAUGUAGGGUUGCUCCUAAUAUUUUUGCAUAAUCAACAACCAGAUAGAAGUCAGGCCGUCUAUCUAGGAUAUUGUCAUAGUUUUUUUCCAUAAGGUCGUAAAACACCCAAAAUUUCUCAGAUACUCGAGCUUCUCGUAUUUGUUUUUGCCUGUGUGGCCGUAACGCCACGAGGAUGGGUAACGCCACAUCCCCUUGCGAAUUGGAAGCUCGGUUCGAGCGAUCGCACGAUGGAGCAGUGCGCGUACCUCUAAUUUUUUCACUUGAAUGCUGCUUCUGCGACCUAAAUUACGUGAAUAUUACUUCUAAGGUAAACCCCUUUAUCCAAAUGAAACCAUCUGUUGUACCUCUUACCUUGCUUGUGAGUAAAAAAUGAUCCAAGAUCGCUGUCCAGGAUCCUGAAUUGAAACAUGAAUCCGAAGAUCCACACGUUCACUCUGGGAGAACUCCGUUUGAGCAUUCUCUUCCUGUGAAAUGUUCAGCCCUUCAUUCGCCCUAGAGAAACGCCAUUCCUUCCUAUCUCGUGCGCUUUUCUAUAGUCACGGCGAUGAUGUAUCGAUGGGACAAAAUGAGACCUGCCCCUAUUUAUAGCUACUUGAGUUAGAAUUUCUAAAGAUCUGCUCUACACCCAAGAUGACACUCGAGUUUCUAACCCAUGUCUUCCGACUUUAAUACAAGGGGAAACAAACUUAUCUGCGUGUGUUCUGACUGUGGAAGCGAUCUGUUCGCUCAAACAUCAAUAUCAAGACCCUAUGCAUUUGCAUGAUGGUCGUGUAGGAUCAUCGUAUCUGCUUGAGCUUGAUAGUUUUUGCAUCUAAAGAAUUAUAGCUUUGAAUUGCUAUGAUGACACUCGAGUUUCUAACCCAUGUCUUCAGACUUCCAUGUGUUGAAACAAACUUAUCUGCGUGUGUGCUGACCUCAUUCCCCAGAAGUUCUCGUGGUCCGAUUGUCAUCACUCAAAAAAACCUUGAAAGAUCCUCGACUUCCAAAAAAGAGUCUGGGAAUCAGGUACUCACUCCGCGGUAGCUAUUUGAUCGAACUUCGCAGAACCAUUGUUCCAAUCUUCUUGCAUAUGAACAUUCCGCACAUUCUGUUCAAUGUGUACUUCCAGUUUAGCGAAGGAACGCGGACCGAAGUUGAGUUCGGCAGUGCGAAAUUUCUUGCGCUCUUCCUGCUCUCUGGGGUAUUUUUUGAUAAAUAUCCUUGAAACUUGUAUGUAGAUCCCACUAAAUCUGAAAUCUUGUACGUAAUAUUAGCCUAUCGGCUGUCCAGAUCCCACGCCCACCAAAAUCUCAUAAUUUUGUAGUGAUUCAGCCCUCCACAGUUUCCUUGAAGGAUGAAACUUAGCGAACGGGCGGACGGAUCUAUGCGUUUACGUGUAGUCUGACGAUUGUUCGAAAGUGUACUAAUCUUCUCGCUGACUAGGAAGUUGUGGCUGGAGGAUAGUCUAGAUUUUGUUUCUCGUCAAUCAUAUUUAAAAGUACGCAGACACAUCCCUUCGCGAUUUUGAAAGUACGAGUACGACGAAAAAUCUAAAUCAACGUUUUCCAGAUGGCAGGAAACCUCUUAUCAGACGCCUUCGGAGUGAACGGAGUAGGCGCGUCGACUUCGUGUUAUGGCUUGAUUGGCGUCCAGAUUGGCCGCCUCUUCAUCGUCGAGUGGCCGCACAUACAAGAUGCCGGUAUGAAAACGCGACUACAUGAGCACUGGAUGCGGGUCGGCGGUAUGCUAGUGCUCUGGGAAGUUCUAAAUUGGCAGACGAUCGAUCACUUCGGACACGGAGGCGGCUUGCUUGCAGGAAUAUGCCUAGGGUGUGUGCUGGACAAGGGGCAAAGCGUGCGAUUUUCACCGCUGACAGACAGCCAAAUGUAUGCGACCUCUGCGAACGGCGGUGGAGGAUUGAUCGGUCCAACACCGCGCCAACGAGGGUACGCGACUAGCGUACUCACAAUAUUGAUGCUGGGCUCAGCUGCAAUGAUAUGGUAUGGAGGCCGUGGCACUGAUUUAGAACUCAUUUGUCCCAUGCUUUGGAGGCGUUACUUCAAGGAAACCUCGUGACACAUCAGUGUCAUAAUUUUCAAGUUUAGAAAGCAACGGUUCCUGAUCUUUAGAAUGCUACAUAAGAGAGAUUAUUUUAGCACAACACAACUAAAGAUGGAGAGUGGCGUUCACCCAGAUCCGUCUCUGCCG